AUGCAUCUCGGGGUGUCUGAGUCCAUGAGAGAGUGCGAGUACAACCAAAUCAGCACUCGCAGCUCCACCCCGAUGGAGACCCCCUACAAGAACAGGACCCCAAAGAAGAGGAAGUGGGAGUCCUUCCCCGGUCGGAACAAAUUCUACUGCAAUGGGAGGAUUAUGAUGGCCAAGCAGACGGGGGUUUUCUACCUCACCCUCGCCCUGAUCCUGGUGACCUGUGGACUCUUCUUCACCUUUGAUUGUCCGUUCCUGGCCCUGCAGCUGACCCCGGUCAUCCCAGUCAUAGGAGGCGUGCUGUUUCUUUUUGUGUUGGGGACGCUCCUGAGAACCAGCUUCAGUGACCCAGGCGUGCUGCCCAGGGCCAACGCCGAUGAAGCAGCUGACCUGGAGAGGCAAAUAGACGUGGCUAACGGCAGCACCGGCUACAGGCCUCCUCCCAGGACCAAGGAGGUGGUCAUCAACGGCCAGACGGUCAAGCUGAAGUAUUGUUUCACCUGCAAGAUCUUCAGGCCGCCCCGAGCCUCCCACUGCAGCCUCUGUGACAACUGUGUGGAGCGCUUUGACCACCACUGUCCCUGGGUGGGGAACUGCGUGGGAAGGAGGAACUACCGCUUCUUCUACAUGUUCAUUCUGUCGCUCUCCUUCCUCACCAUCUUCAUCUUCUCCUUCGUCAUCACACACAUCAUUUUACGCUCCCAUCGAUUUGGGUUCCUCAGCGCUCUUAAGGACAGUCCUGCCAGUGUGCUGGAGGUGGUGGUGUGUUUCUUUUCGGUCUGGUCCAUCGUGGGCCUCUCAGGCUUCCACACCUACCUGAUCAGCUCCAACCAGACCACCAAUGAAGAUAUAAAAGGUUCGUGGUCUUCUAAAAGAGGAAAGGACAACUAUAACCCAUACAGCUAUGGCAAUAUAUUCACCAACUGCUGUGCAGCACUGUGUGGACCCCUGCCACCAAGCCUCAUCGACAGACGGGGCUUUGUCCGGUCGGACGCGCCACAGCUGGCACCGCCAACCAACGGCAUCACAACGUACGGGGCAACGCAGUCCCAGCAGGGCCACAUGGUCAGUGAGAUUAAGAUAAAGGCCGCCGCCACGCCGCUCCUCCAGCAGCACAGCAGCGAGCCAGUCAUCCUGACAACCUGCCCCGAAAACGGAGGCUCUAUGCCCGGCCGCGGCCCCCUGACCCUGGGCGGCCCGUGCGCCUCGCUGCCCCUCGGCCAGCCCACCCCUCCCACGUCCAUCCCCAGCCUCGGCUGCCACGAGGCCGCCGACAUGCUGCCGAUCCACGGACACGGUCACUCGCACAACCACAGCCACCCGCUCCAAGAGCCGGUGGCCCACCACCACUUUCUCACCCCGGAGGAGGUGCCCUCGCCCCCGGGUAUGCUGCCCUGCGGCAGCCCCAUGGGCCACAACCACGCCAUGCAGGCGGGCUUCUACAACCCGGCCAGCCAGGACUCGUUACACGAGGACUCAGUGAGAGGAUUGGUAAAGCUCAGCUUCGUCUGAUGGGAUGUAAACCCCCCCCCCCCCCCCAUCCCCACCACCACCACCUCCUCCUCCUCGCCCCACCUCCACCCUCUGGAAACGUAUGUCCCACCCUUGGAACUGCCACUUUGGGACCAACUCUCGUCCCCCACCCUCGACUCCGCUUCCCGGUCUCACCUCAGCAGGACCGGAGAACUGAAAAGGGCGGCGGUUUAAAUUCAGCUGCUACUAACUGAAUGGAAUUUAACUGAAACAUUUGUCCUGUUGCGUCUCCGUUUCCAACCAGGAGAGAUGUUUUCUAGUGCGGUGGCCUGUAUGACAACUCCAACAUGAGCUUCUUUGUUUUCACUUCACAGGAGAAGCAUUGCAUUGUCUCCUGGAAACGGGACAGGGGAGGGUUGUUUCCAAAGUGGAUUAUGGCCGAGAGCCCUUUCAGGCCAAAUCGUGUUUUGACAGUAGCUGACAUUUUUGGUCAAAAUGAUGGAUUUUUGUCGACGCAUCACAGAUCUUUUUGUAAAAACAAACUUUUGCCGUCUUGCCUGUGGCUGAUUGGAAAGUGUCUUUUGCCUUUUUUCUUAGACAUUCUCAGCAGUGCAAUAGUUGAUGUCAUCACGUUGCAUAUCAUCCGGCUUUUCUAUGUAAAAAAAAAUAAAACAAGAGACUAUUGUACUGUACCAUGAUCAUUACAAAUUACAUUUCUUGUGGACAUUAAUAAAACCAACUUUUAUCAGAUGA
Messenger RNA from Gasterosteus aculeatus aculeatus (three-spined stickleback), 2223 nucleotides. RefSeq names its product zDHHC palmitoyltransferase 14 (gene zdhhc14). Gene Ontology annotation, biological process: protein targeting to membrane; peptidyl-L-cysteine S-palmitoylation. Lineage: Eukaryota; Metazoa; Chordata; Actinopteri; Perciformes; Gasterosteidae. Gene Ontology annotation, cellular component: endoplasmic reticulum; Golgi apparatus. The record is from RefSeq and is a predicted model, not a curated record. Gene Ontology annotation, molecular function: protein-cysteine S-palmitoyltransferase activity.